UGGCGCCCGGAUGAUUCCAGUACUCGCGGAGGUGGCCUAACUCUUAAAAGUUCCUUACAGGCUCGCGGCACGAUCAUGCUCCUCGCGCUCCCGGCACCAGCAGUCGGAAGCGUGUGACCCGCGUGCGCCCCGCGUGCCAGCCGCAACCCGCAGGAGGAGGCGGCUAGAGGACACGGUCAAGAUGGCGGCGGUAUCUGGGCUGAUGCGGAGACCCCUUCAGCAGGUUUCCGGGCUGCUGAAGAGGCGCUUCCACAGAACCGCGCCGGCGGCGCUGCAGCUGACAGUUCGUGAAGCUAUUAAUCAAGGUAUGGAUGAGGAGCUGGAAAGAGACGAGAAGGUAUUUCUGCUUGGAGAAGAAGUUGCUCAGUAUGAUGGGGCAUACAAGGUUAGCCGAGGCCUGUGGAAAAAAUAUGGAGAUAAGAGGAUCAUAGACACUCCCAUAUCUGAGAUGGGCUUUGCUGGAAUUGCAGUCGGUGCAGCUAUGGCUGGGUUGCGGCCCAUUUGUGAAUUUAUGACCUUCAAUUUCUCUAUGCAAGCCAUUGACCAAGUUAUAAACUCAGCUGCCAAGACCUACUACAUGUCUGCGGGCCUCCAGCCUGUGCCUAUAGUAUUCAGGGGGCCUAAUGGUGCCUCAGCAGGUGUAGCUGCCCAACACUCACAGUGCUUUGCUGCAUGGUAUGGGCACUGCCCAGGCUUAAAGGUGGUCAGCCCCUGGAAUUCAGAGGAUGCAAAAGGACUUAUUAAAUCAGCCAUUCGGGAUAACAAUCCAGUGGUGAUGCUAGAGAAUGAACUGAUGUAUGGAGUUUCCUUUGAACUAUCUGCAGAAGCUCAGUCAAAAGAUUUUCUGAUUCCCAUUGGAAAAGCCAAAAUAGAAAGGCAAGGGACACACAUAACUGUAGUCGCCCAUUCCAGACCUGUGGGCCACUGCUUAGAAGCUGCAACUGUACUAUCUAAAGAGGGAAUUGAAUGUGAGGUGAUUAAUUUGCGCACCAUCAGACCAAUGGACAUUGAUACCAUAGAAGCCAGUGUCAUGAAGACAAACCAUCUUGUAACUGUGGAAGGAGGCUGGCCACAGUUUGGAGUAGGAGCUGAAAUUUGUGCCAGGAUCAUGGAAGGACCUGCAUUCAAUUUCCUGGAUGCUCCUGCUGUUCGUGUUACUGGUGCUGAUGUCCCAAUGCCUUAUGCAAAGAUUCUAGAAGACCACUCUGUACCUCAAGUCAAAGACAUCAUAUUUGCGAUAAAGAAAACACUGAAUAUCUAGCUUGGACUUGAAUAUCAAGUCAUAUCAAAUCAUUGGAGUUUAUUUAAAACGCUUGGCUGGAACUUCAUCUGGAUUGUACUGUAAGACCUUACUAUUCAGAAAGUAAAGUUAUCUCUGAAGCAACAAA
Perognathus longimembris pacificus (Pacific pocket mouse) is the source of this 1388-nucleotide messenger RNA. It is a transcript of the gene Pdhb, whose product is annotated as pyruvate dehydrogenase E1 subunit beta. Gene Ontology annotation, molecular function: pyruvate dehydrogenase (acetyl-transferring) activity. Gene Ontology annotation, biological process: pyruvate decarboxylation to acetyl-CoA. Lineage: Eukaryota; Metazoa; Chordata; Mammalia; Rodentia; Heteromyidae. The transcript has 11 exons. Bases 182 to 1261 code for a protein of 359 amino acids. The record is from RefSeq and is a predicted model, not a curated record.